This is a messenger RNA of Gryllus bimaculatus (two-spotted cricket), 1107 nucleotides long. The record is from the annotation of a GenBank genome assembly. NCBI's taxonomy places the organism in Eukaryota, Metazoa, Arthropoda, Insecta, Orthoptera, Gryllidae.
AUGAGAUGCGGCGCCGAACUUCACGUCCCAAGGCGGAAUGGCCGCAGUGGAAAUUUCGCGUCACGUACCUGCGCGGCAGCAGAUUGGCAGCGUUUUAUUACCUGCGGAUUUGGGAACGCAGUCGGACGCUUUCGUGGAAGCGAAGCGGAGGCUGUGGCGGGGGCGGGGAGCGGUGGCGGUGAAUGCGACAGCAACGGCAGCGGCGGCGCACAUUGGCAAAGCACGGCGGUGAAGGCGGCGGAGUCGGUGGCGAACGCGAACGCAGACGAAGCGCGGGACGCGAGGGCUGUGCCUCGAGGUGUGGUAACUCCACCACCGUUGGCUGUGUGCCCUGACGGGCCAACGGUCGAGGAGUUCCUCGGCCUCGCGGCACGCAGCGGCCCAACGCCGCGCCCUACGCCCUGCGCUCUUCGAACCCACACAGAGCACAUUCCGGCCCUGCGACAACACUGCCGGUCCCGCGACGCGACGCCGGCACCUCAAGAAGGACGCGGGAGGCUUCAUAAACCUCAUUCCUGCGCUCAACGUGUAAAUUGUGCCGACUCACUCACGCUGGUGGGUUUUAUACUUGUAAACCUCGCGCUUUGCGCAAAAUUCACGCCCAGGCUGGUGCGAAUUCAUGCGUUGCACGGGUGUCGAAGUGCACUUGGGCCUUUUGUAUACAUGUGGUAUAUCCACAAGAUGGUACGACCGCGUCCGGCCCAGGCGCGGAAAGCAGAGGUUCUGAAAACGGCGGCCUGUAUCCGUUGCCCACGUACAAACGAAGGCGAACUAGCGAGCAACGUUUCCUUCAGCCCACCACUGAGAAAUUUCCCCAAGGCGUCGGACGAUAAAAUACGCGAACCCGCAAGCGGAAGCUGUCUUUUUCUUGCCACCCACUCAACGAUAUUCGGUGAAGUGCAAGGGACAUUUUCGCAACCAGACGAGGUGAAAACGGACGGACCAGGGCGCACGAGGAAGAAGACGGAACGACGCAUGAAGGCAACGCAGACGGCAGAGGCGAAUCCCGUCUCUUACGACGCAGAAGCUGGGACCGAGCGACGGCGACGCAGAGACCAGCGCAGGCCAUCAAGGCCAAAAGUGGGAAGUCCACGAGGUAACAUUUAG